CCGCAUAUGCAAGACGUGGCAAAUCUGACAUUCGAGCAAGUCGGCACCUCUGAUCCAAGGCUUUUGCACCUGCUAACAAACAUGAUUACCUCGUUCUUCUAUCAAUUUUUCGCAUACCUUGGUCGGUGACAUUUCCCAAGCAGAACUCUUUUGUCCGUCAACAUGGCAACCUUCAGACCCUUCGCAGAACUGAUAGCGCGGCAACAAACAUCCAGUGCCACGCCGGCGUGUGCCGUAGGCAACGAGUACGAUGGGCGUGUUGGUCUACGGGUGGCCGCCCUCUUCAUCAUCUGGAUUACAAGUUCAUUAGGCGCGGUGUUCCCAAUAUGGGCAAGGCGAAAAGGAGGGCUUAGUGUGCCUGACUGGGUGUUCUUCGUUUGCAAGCACUUCGGCGGAGGUGUGAUCGUGGCAACGGCAUGGAUUCACUUGCUGGCCCCGGCAGAGGACGCCCUGAGAAAUAGCUGCCUAGCUGGGGUCAUAACGGAGUAUCCUUGGGUUGAAGCCAUUGUUCUUCUUACUAUGUUCUUGCUGCUUCGGGUGGAAUUGCUGGUCACAAGAUACGGGAAUUUUGGCGGCAGACAAGACCAUGAUCAUGAUCACGACCAAGUCCAUGUCCAUGACAACACAGAACCACAUACACUCGAGGCGACCGCCAGUGCUAAGCCGGACACAAGCCAGAUCGCACCAUCUGAGAAGCUCGAACCGCCUGUGGUCGAUCAAACAACGCUCGACCAAUUUGAACCUCCAAGCAGUCACGCACCUGGUGAGAAACACAACGACAUCGAAUCUGCGUCAAGCCCAUUCAGUCUCGAAGACUAUAAAGCCCAGAUGACCGCCAUCUUCAUCCUCGAAUUUGGGGUCAUCUUCCACAAUGUGUUCAUCGGUCUGACUCUUGCUGUCUCAGGAAAGGAGUUUGACACGCUUUUCAUCGUUAUUGUCUUCCACCAAAUCUUCGAAGGCCUCGGCCUUGGGUCAAGACUAGCAACUACGCCAUGGUCGAAAAAUUCCAGGUGGACGCCGUAUAUGCUAGCACUCGGUUAUGGACUCAGCACGCCCAUAGCCAUCGGCAUUGGACUGGGUGUCCGGAAGAGCUACCCUCCUGGAGCUCAGACGACCCUCAUCGUGAACGGCAUAUUCGACUCCGUGUCAGCAGGUGUGUUGAUAUAUACUGGACUCGUCGAGCUCAUCGCGCACGAGUUCUUGUACAGCAGCACGAUGAAAAAAGCGAAGGCUUGGACAGUCGAAGCAGCCUUUCUGACAAUGUGCCUAGGAGCGUUGGUGAUGGCACUUUUGGGACGGUGGACUUGAAGUGCUCAGGUGUGCGGUGCAGAUCCAGAAACAGGACUCUGAGACCGAGUCUUGUACCAUCCUCAAUCAUAUUGCAAGUUGCUCAGUCUUUGGUGAUAGGGGUAAUUAAAUCGUCAAAGCUGCAGGCCAUGACCUGGGCAAUACCGAAUAAUGUCUGAUGCUUCGCGAUGUCGUUCUCGUAUUGCUAUCCAGGCUUCAUGUGAAGAUAUCUUGACAAUCGUCUGAAUAACCUAAGCCGUUCCCCAAUAGUCAUC
This is a messenger RNA of Exophiala viscosa, 1562 nucleotides long. Its product is annotated as Zinc/iron permease. The transcript has a single exon. Bases 163 to 1308 code for a protein of 381 amino acids. Lineage: Eukaryota; Fungi; Ascomycota; Eurotiomycetes; Chaetothyriales; Herpotrichiellaceae. The record is from RefSeq and is a predicted model, not a curated record. Gene Ontology annotation, biological process: zinc ion import across plasma membrane. Gene Ontology annotation, molecular function: low-affinity zinc ion transmembrane transporter activity. Gene Ontology annotation, cellular component: plasma membrane.